CAACCCUAUAAAUGCCAAAAAAAAAUCGAACCGCCAGUACCGCCGCCAGUGAAAAGUUUGUUAUCAAAAUAACAGCGAGUUUAAAUUACAUUACAUUUUGCAGUGUUUUACGCCUGAUAUCCAAGAAAAAUGAAUAUGAGUGAACGCUCGUUGCAUCCUUCUCCGGCUCAACUAAAUGCUUUGAUAGACUUCCUCGAGAGACAGCCGCACUUGGCCAAGGGUAUCGCGAAGACCCAACAUGCCAGAGAGAAAAAUAGACGCCAGUGGGAUGAUUUAAGCUUAACUUUAAACAGUAUGGGUGGCACUUAUAAAUCUCCGAAGCAGUGGACCAAAUAUUGGUCUGACAAAAAAAGUGCAGUAAAAAAAAAAGCUGCUGUACGUGCCGCUGCUAGAAGAAAUACUGGUGGUGGACCGGAGGUUGAUGUCAUUGAGCUGUCAGAGGCCGAGGAAAGGAUAGUUGUGUUGUGCGGCGGUGAAACAUUUGGCACUGGAAAUGCUCAUUCAGGCAUCCAUCUUUUUCCGACACCCAACCUAUCACUAGUAAUGCAAUGCUGCAUGACGCUGAUCCAGUCUCACGGUUCCGUAGUGGAGCGAGUUAUAGACGACCCGGCCUUCCAGAAGAUACUGACACUCACUCCGCUCACAGCGGAGGAGCGGGGGCGAGUCACCUCCGAGGGAGUGAGGGGUAUGAUGGAGGAGGAGGAAGAGGAUUGCGGAGAGUUGGAUACAAGCGAAGUGCAGGAACAGGCAAAUGAGACUGAAAUAGAAGUACCAAUUCCAGCUGCGAAUAUAAAAGACGAGACAGGCGUCAUUCACUGGCAGUGUUCGUGCGACGAGAUCUCGGGCCGCCACGACGACGCGUGCGCCGCCGCCGCCGUCGACUAUCUCCAACACUAUCGGAUGAUAUCAGCGUACAGGGCGACGUGUACAAUAUGCGACAAGACGCUGACUUGGACAUCUGUGGCCACACUCAGGAGACAUCUGCAGAGACAACAUCCAGAAGUUACUGUCGUAGGAGAUCACGUGAGUUCCUUAAAUGUUGCCUCAUUUGUAACUACGUCAUUGUACAAAAUCAUUUUUACGCUUAUUACAUUGAAGAAAACUUAUCCUAGUACUAAUAUAAAUUAAU
Molecule: messenger RNA, 1129 nt
Organism: Plutella xylostella (diamondback moth)
Lineage: Eukaryota; Metazoa; Arthropoda; Insecta; Lepidoptera; Plutellidae
Source: RefSeq, a predicted model, not a curated record